Molecule: messenger RNA, 3387 nt
Organism: Tupaia belangeri chinensis (Chinese tree shrew)
Lineage: Eukaryota; Metazoa; Chordata; Mammalia; Scandentia; Tupaiidae
Product: transcriptional regulator ATRX-like
Exons: 2
Coding region: 210-2597 (795 amino acids)
Biological process (GO): replication fork processing; chromatin remodeling
Cellular component (GO): pericentric heterochromatin; nucleus
Molecular function (GO): chromatin DNA binding
Source: RefSeq, a predicted model, not a curated record
UACAGAAGGGGUAUGCAUUCCAGCUUUUCUUGUGAAACACCAAGGACCCCUCAGAAGCAAUCAUCCUCAUGAAUGCAGAAACUUUGCUCUUUAGGUGGUGUGGAGGUUAAGGUGGUGGGUUCCCACAAAGCUGAAUCUUCACUUCAAGUACUGGACCCAGAACUUCAAAAUCACACGGGACAGAAGCUGACACGCGUUCAAGCAAAAUCAUGACUUCUGAGCGCACGAGCAAAAGCAACUUGAAUACAUUGGUGCAAAAGCUUCAUGACUUCUUGGCACACUCAUUAGAGGAAUCUGAAGAAACAAGUUCACCUCCACGACUUGCGAUGAACCAUAGCACAGAUAAAAUAAGUGGCUUUGGAUGUAAUUCUGCUGUGAUGAAAAACAGCAAGGAAGAGGGAGCUAUCUCUUCAGAAAAAUCCAAAUCUUUGGGAUCAUCGCGAUUGAAGAGGAAACCUUCCGUUGUAACAAAGUAUGUAGAAUCUGAUGAUGAAAAACUUUUGGGUGGAACUGUAAGUGAAGAUGCUUCUAAUGAAAAUUCAGAAAAUGUUAUUACUAUGCAAAGUUUGCCAAAAGGUACAGUGAUUGUACAACCAGAGCCAGUACUGAAUGAAGGAAAAGAUGAUUUUAAAGGGCCUGAAUUUAGAAGCAGAAGUAAAAUGAAAACUGAAAAUCUCAAACAUAGAGUAGAUGGGCUUCAGGGGAUUAUGAGCUGCACAGCUUGUGGACAACAAGUCAAUCAUUUCAAAAAAAAUUCCAUUUAUAGACACCCUUCACUGCAAGUUCUUAUUUGUAAGAAUUGCUUUAAGUAUUACAUGAGUGAUAAUAUUAGCCGUGACUCACAUGGAAUGGAUGAACAAUGUAGGUGGUGUGCAGAAGGUGGAAAUUUGAUUUGUUGCGACUUUUGCCAUAAUGCCUUCUGCAAAAAGUGCAUUUUGCGCAACCUUGGUCGAAAGGAGUUGUCUACAAUAAUGGAUGAAAACAGCCGGUGGUACUGCUACAUUUGUCACCCGGCACCUUUGCUGGACUUGGUCUCUGCAUGUAACAGUGUGUUUGAGAAUUUAGAACAGUUGUUAAAACAAAAUAAGAAGAAGGUAAAAGUCAACAAUGAGCAGAGUAAUAAAGUGUAUGACCAUAUUCCCAGAUUUUCUCCAAAGAAUUGUUCAAAUUGCAAUGGAGAAGAGAAGAAAUUAGAUGUUUCGUGUUCUGAUUCUGUAACCUACUCUUACUCAGCACUAUCUGUGCCCAAAGAAAUGAUAAAGAAAGUAAAAAAACUAAUUGAGACCACAGCCAGCAUGAACUCCAAUUAUGUUAAAUUUUUGAAGCAGGCAACAGAAAAUUCCGAAAUUAGUUCUGCUACAAAGUUGCAUCAGCUUAAGGCUUUUAAAUCUGUGUUGGCUGAUAUAAAGAAGGCUCAUCUUGCCUUAGAAGAACAUUUGAAUUCAGAGAUUCAAGCUUUGAAUGCUGUAAACAAAGAGAAAAAUACCCAAGAGCACAAAGUCAUAGAUAGUAAGUCUGAAACAAAAAUACGAAAAGGAGGAAAACUUCAUGCUUUGGAAAGGAAAAGUAUUUCAAAAUCAAAAGGUAAACUGACAAGAAAACAGGUAAAUAGUAAGCAUAUGGAUCAGAGUGUUCCAGUAGAGGAGCAAAGAUCAAAUAAAAAUACUAGUGGUAAACAUAGGAAAUCUGACAGAAAAGAACCUCAGUGUGAACCUGCAAACACUUCUGAAGACUUAGAUAUGGAUAUUGUGUCUGUUCCUUCAGUUCCAGAAAACAUUUUUGAUAAUCUAGAGAAUGCUAUGGAAGUUCAGUGUUCAGCUGAUUAUCAAGGGGAUGGCAACUAUGGGACUAACCAAGAGCUAGAAAGUUCAUCUGUAAAAUCAAAUAAUCCUUCAAAAGCCAACAGAGGAGGUAUUAAAUCAAAAAACACAGCUAAAGUGACAAAAGAAUUAUAUGUUAAACUCACUCCUGUUUCCCUUUCUAGUUCCCCAGUUAAAGGUGCUGAUUGUCAGAAAUCUCUACAAGAUGGCUAUAAAAGUUCUAAUCUGAAAGCCAAGUCAGAGAAAUGUGGGCCUAGACAUGAAUACAGUAAUAAUGGGCAUUUAGUUGAAAAUGAAGUUUCAUUUGUUUUAGAAGAGUCUGAUCUUCAAAGAUCUCCAAGUGUAAAGAUUACACCCUUGAGGCAAGGGACCAAAACCAACCUCAUAGCAUCUAAUUCACAUGAAAGUCAUAAAACAGUUAAGGAGAAACUAAAAACAGUGAGAAAAAAAGACAAGCAGAAUUAUUCUGACAGUGCUGUAAAUAAUCCAAAACCUAAUAAAUUGCCUAAAUCUAAGCAAUCGAAGAUUAUGAAUCAAAAUUCAGGUUCUAAUGACAUGCUAGCAAUCCUUAGAGAGGUAAACAGGAUGAGCCACAGUUCUUCAGAUAUUGAUAUUAAUGACACUAAUACAAAUCAUAAGAAUUUGUAUGAUUUAAAGACUCAAACAAGGAAAAGUGAUAAAGGAAAAAGGAAACGAGAAAGUUCAACUUCUGGUUCGGAUUUUGAUGUUAAAAAAGGCAAGUCAGCUAAAUGCUCUGUAAUUUCAAAAAGGAAAUGACAAAAAUGCAUUGCAAAUAUAGUUAUGACUCAAAAUUAGAAAAAGUGAUACAGAGCAUGAAUAAAACAAUCUAUCAUAACAGCCUGAACAUGAAAAACAGCAGAAAAGGGAUGAAUAAUCAAGGGUAGGAAACUUUGAAGAUUGCACAGGAAGGAUCAUUUGAUGAUGCGGAAAGGAAACCAGAGAGAAUUUCUCUUCAGCAGAAAGCACAGUUGAUAAAGAUAAGACCAUCAUGGAAUUCUGAUGAAUUGUGUAGGAGGCAGCAACCAGGUGUUUCCUCUGAUGAUAAUAAUAAGCCGCCUUCUGGGAAAGUGGAGAAUUUUAGUUUUCCAGAGGACAAAAUGAUUGCCAAAACUAAAGAAAAGAGUAAGCAUCUGAAAACUAAAAUGUGUAGAAAAGUACAGAGUGGCUUAUCUGAUUUUGCUGAGAAGUUUACAAAGAAAGAAGAGAGUGAUGAAUCCUCUGAAGAGGAUUAAAAGCAGAGCAUAAAGGGAACUGAGAAAAAAGGAAAGAAAACUACAAACUUGAAGGAAAAAAUAAGAUGGGACAACAGUAUGAAUCAUCUCCUGAUGGCACUGAGAAAUCUGAGGAUGAAGAAGCUUCUCAUUUUCCUAAGGGCAUGAAGCAAAAUAAAAAUGACAAAACAGAUGGAGAAAAGAAAAGUAAUAUGUGUGUGUGUGUGUGUGUGUGUGUGUAUAAAGAAGAAUGAAUUAUGAAUUAUCUGGUAAUACCAGGAAGAGGAGAUAGUUGUGAGUCUUCCAAAGAUUUAAAAAAAAAAAAAAAAAAAAAA